GGAUUAUAAAUUCAGCAUGGAUGCCUGCAGAAGGUCCUUUCCAAACUCAGAGGAACACUGAAGCUGAGAAGGAGAGGGCUGGUCACUGCUGAAGCUAUCAUCCAUCAUCAUGGCACCUGGAGCUAAGAAGGUAAGGACGCAUGAGGAAGGCACUGGAAGACCAUCUUAGAUCUGCACUCUGAACUUCUAGCAGCAGUUUGAUCUCGCUUUGCACAAGAAGGAAGUGAUUUUGCACCCUGGAAACGUCCUUAAAGUAAAAAGUAACAAAUUUAUGCGCACUUUGACUCUUUUCCAGGGUAUUUUGGAGCGUCUGGAUGCAGGAGAGAUCGUCAUCGGGGACGGAGGCUUUGUCUUCGCCCUUGAGAAAAGAGGCUACGUCAAGGCUGGACCGUGGACACCUGAGGCUGCCUCCGAGCACCCUGAAGCAGGUAUUUUGCAGCCUGUGGCCUCGUGCGUGACUAAACCAGGACCGAGAGUGAGUCCAAACCUGUGAAUCCAGUUUUGAUGCGAUCUGAUCGUCUUGAGUGUUCUUGUUUCAGUGCGGCAGCUGCACAGGGAGUUCCUGAGAGCUGGCUCCGAUGUCAUGCAGACAUUCACUUUCUACGCUAGCGAUGAUAAGCUGCAGAACAGAGGCAACCAGACGACUCACAGUGUGAGUAGAGCCGGAGUGUGUGUUUGCAAGAGUGUGUGUGAGUGCAGCUGCUCUCAGGCCUCAUCAGCUUGGCAGCACAAUUGGCAUUAAUCCAGAAUCCUGCAGGAAAAAGCAUGGGCAUGAAGGCCUGAAGCUGCCACCUGCAGUGAAAGCCUCUCUGUUUUUGUCUGUUGGACUGCAGGGUCAGAAGAUCAACGAAGACGCCUGUGACCUGGCUAGAGAGGUGGCCAAUGAGGGGCACGCUCUGGUGGCAGGUGGUGUCUCUCAGACCCCCUCUUACCUCAGCUGCAAGAGCGAGGAUGAGGUGAAAGGCAUCUUCAAGAAGCAGCUGGAUGUCUUCAUCAAUAAGAAAGUGGACUUCUUGAUUGCAGAGGUAUGAAAUCAACACUGAACUGUCCUUUUAGGGAGGCAUGAGAUCAAAAAUGGAAUAAAAAAUCCAAAAAGGUUGUACAAAAGCAGGGUUAGAAGUAUGAAAGAUGUCUACUUAUGUUCCUGUAAUCAAGUGGAUUUGCAAAAGAUGUGCAACAGCCAGAUGAUUUGGCAAUAUCUAUACAGCAACAAACGCAUUUAACUGAGCAACUUUGUCCUAUUUCUUGCAAAAAUAUCUCAUUGCACACAAAACCAGCUACUUCGAGCCAAAAAGACCAAAUUUAAGUCUUGUUUGAAGACAUUUUAAGCCAAAAUUGUCUGAAUAAGCUACAUAGAAGAAGUGCUUUAUAUUGAGUUUUAUGAAACUUGCCUACCCUUUUUUGUUUAUUAUUAUUAUUAUUAUUAUUAUUAUUAUUAUUAUUAUUAUUAUUCAAAGCCAUUUUUACUGAGUACAAUCAACUGAAUCUGUUGGCCUUGAAUAAAAAAAACCCUGCACCACAGCUGGCGACAACUUAAAGUUUGAAACAACUAUUUAUUAAAAAGCACAAACUGACAAAAAACAGCAAAAAAUCUUCAAGAUGGAUUUAAAUCAUUUGUGUCUAUAGCACUUAAAAAUAAAAACAAGUUACAAAGUGCUCAACAAUUCGAGAAACACCAAUAAAGAGGAAAAAAUAAAGUGUUAAAUGGCUGUUAGAGAAAGCGAAUAAUCUACAACAGAUGACAAUUGAAGAAGAUCUGACACUUUGAUAAUGACAAUAAAAGGGUUUUAAUUAUUUAAGGAAUAGUGCUGAAUCAGAAUCACUCUUCAUAUUAAUGGUCUGAAUAAAACUACACUUAUUGGCGUCAGAAAAUUGACUUCAUAUAAGCUGAGGGAAAUAUUUACAUCCCUCCGAAGGUUUAAAGUGAGUUCUUUAAGAGAGAGUUAUAUUUAAUUUUAAAGACAGUACUUACCUUUUUACCUGCUGAGAUAAACAGACCAGUAGUUUUACUUAGAUUUCAGCCAAACGUCAUUAAAGUAAAUGCUCGAUUACUUGGGUGGAAUAAUUUGGUUGCUCAAAAGUGAAGCAACAAGUUUAAAAGAUUCUGCCCAGAGUCUCUUAGUUUGGGUAAAACAUAAAAAUCCAUUUUUUAAUAGUGCAACUAGAUACUCAGAAACUUUGAAAUGUGGGCCGUAGUUUUCUCUUUUUAAGACUUUUUAAAUGUCUCUAACGUGUAACCGACUAUGACUGAACGUACCUCUGAGUUGUUAUGAGUUUAACACCCACUUUGUGUCCUAUCUGAAGGACUGUAACACAAGCUCAAACUCUGCAGGGAACAGUGGGUGAUAAAAUCCCAGCUUCAGUGUUUAAAACGGUCUACAUAACUUCAUGGAGCAUCCUGCAGGAGAAAACACUUGACUGUGUCAGUCUGGUCAGUCAGAGUGAAAAAAAUGUGAUGCUUUUAACAGAGUUUGUCACUCAUUAAAUGUAAACAAAGUCCUCUUUGGUAGCUCAGGUAUGUUCAGAUGCUGAAAAUACUCAACCCUAAUGCUGAUCAGACCCUGUUUGGUGUUGAUUGGCAGCACCUGGUUUCCAAGUUUGACUUUCAGAGCUGAAAUGUCUCUUUUUGGCCACUAGGGGGCAGCAGAAACAAGCUAAACAGACUUUUCACUGGAAGAGGUUAAGUGUUAAGCAAACGCAGUUAAAAAUAAACCAGUUUUUAUUUGUUUGUGCCAGGUUAGGAUGGAGUUGGGAGUGAAUAUUUCCUGAAGUGCUAAAUCUAGACUGAGAAGAAACUUUGCAUUUCCAAACACACUGCUUUUCAAAAGUUAUAAAACUUUGAUUUUCACAUCACUGAACACCACAUGAGAUUCAUCCUCGGGCUUUUUGAAGUCCUUUUUAUACCUGUUGACAUGGACUUAUGCAAAAAGUAUUAAAUGUUGAGUGAACUUUAGUGAUUCUUGCAACAAUAUUCAGGUUUUAAUCAUGAUUCAGGGCUAAUUUAAAGCUGUAGUUUGACACCAGUUACUUAAGGUACAGUAUGCAGAAAUGGGAAUAUUUAACAAUAUCUAACAGGCGGAUUAGGUUUAAGUGCUCCUUUGCUCACCCCUUCAACCAUGAAGCCUUUGAAGACAAGAGGCUGCUGAUGUGCAAGAUGCUGAGCUCACUCUUAACCUCGAUCUAAAUUGCUAAUUUUAAACAGAACAACAAAGAUUUUAUAUUUUUGUGAUAAUGCAUCGAAUCAAACGCACUUAAAUAUUAGUUCCCUUUUCAACUGAAUCUGUCCUGCUUAAUACAACACACUGUACCUUCAGGGAGAUUAAUGCCUGCUUUUACAGUGCUCCACUGUGUUAUCAGUUGCCUGCUGAACAGGUAUGACAAGGUGGGUUAAAGCUUACUGAAAACAAGAGAGUGAAGUUGAGCGUAACAAAAAAUGUUCAUGUACAGACACUUCAGGCUUUCUGGAAGAAAAAAAGCAGCUUUGAAGUUUCAAUAACAACAAAUAGAGCUACAGCCUGAGUAUAAUUUACCUCAUUAUAAACCGCCAACAGAUUAUUGUCCGAAUAAUACGUGCAGAUUAUUGACACAGAUAAGACUGAUAUUCUUAUUUAUAUGAUUUAUGUUUUUGUGUGUCCCUGCAGUACUUUGAGCAUGUGGAAGAGGCUGAGUGGGCAGUCCAGGUCCUGAAGACCACCGGGAUGCCUGUGGCUGCCACUCUGUGCAUCGGACCUGAAGGAGACCUGAACGGGGUCAGCCCUGGAGAGUGUGCCGUCAGACUCGUCAAGGCCGGUAUGAAUAUGUUUUUAUUGUGGAUCUGAAGUUUGGUAGAGAUCAAAGAGUAUCACCAUAUUCACCUGAAAAAGUUAAAGCACAGGGUGGUUAAUUUCCCUGCAGUCCCUAAAGCCAACACUAGCUUCUCUAUGCUAAAAGAAAGUCAAAGGUCAGAUCCAACGUCACUGACAGACAUGACUGCUGCAGUUUAAGCUCGCAGUCAAACAUCCUCCUCAGAUUACCGUAGACUCAUGACCCCGGUUUAAACAUUGAGGUCUGACUCUGCAAAAUAAAAAGCUGUUGAAGCAGAAUUUCUAAUUUCCAGAGAACUUUUGGCAGGAAUUCAGUGACACACAGCAGACGUCUGUCCAAACUCCACACAGUUCUUGGUCGUCAAUGUUGACUUGGCCUCAAAACUGCUGUUGGAAUAAGAUGAAGCAACUCUUCAUUAAUGGCAACAAAACUGACCAUUAAACUUAACAUGCAUUAUUGUUGAAUGAAACUCCUUAUGUUUCUAGAUGUGCAUAAAAAAGGACGCCAACUGUGUGACACUGACAGAAUUUAUGAACCUGCAACAGUUAAGUUUUCAUGCACAUUCAGUGCAAAAUAAAAUUUAAAAAGCAUGCAAUUAGAUGCAGAAUAAGUUCAUAAUCAAGAGUGCAAAUGAGUCAAUCUGUGUGAUUUUUAACUGUGCAUAUGAAAUGACAGUUUUUGGGAAUGAAGGGCCUGAAGUUGGAGUUAAAGUUAAAGUAAAUCACAGCAGGGUGUGUUUUUGCUUAAAUAAACCAAAACUGUCUUCAAUUUGAUGCUUCUGCAGUUGAGCAUUGCAUUUGUGAUGAAGAUUUGCAAUUUGUAAGAAACUCUGGUGCAGAGAAUGCUUAAAAAUGGCACAUCUUGCAUAUCCAUGGUGCAUUUUAACACAAUCUCGUGCGUCCACCCAAUUUGUAAAGCAAACCUUCUAUUUCUUUCAAUACCUCCUUUUUUCAGCCAAAGUGAACCUUGUGGAAUGUGGAGCUGGUCUGUCUCUCCAAAUCUCUACAUGUAGGGUUGAAACUAUGGCUCUAGUGCCCCCUAGUGGAAAGUUAAGUCACUGCAGCAGACAACUCAAAGCUGAGUGAAACUCUUUAUCUAGGUUUGAAGGAUCAGAUUCAGCUGCAGACUUUGACUGACUCCUUAGUCCUGCAAAGAAAGGAUGUUUGUGUAACCAUGGUUACAUGUCACUCAAAUAAUAGGCUGUUUUUAGAUUAAUGAACUUUUAGCAUAGUCUCAAACCUCCCUCUAGCAUUAGAAAUACUCUUAACCUUCUAUUUUAUCACUUUCAUAUUUGUUUGAAUGUUAAUUUCAAUCCGGUUUGCAUAAUCUACUUGGUAUUUCUUAAUGUGGCUGAUCCUUGAUGUUAAUCUGUAAACACAGAUAUAAACCACUGUAAGAGCUAUUGCUGGUUUUUGAUAAAACAGAAGAUGUUGCAUGCACAUUACCACAAGAUCCAGGACCCUUUUUUUAAAAUGGUUUGUUUGAGUCACAGGUAGCCCUGGGGCUAAAGAAACACCCUGAGUCUUAGUAAAUAAUACUAGAUAUUAUAAUAGUACUGUUAAAGCUCCGGUGAGGAGUUUUUUGGACUUCAGUGGAAAAAGACGGAAAAUUUCAGCAAAGGUUAUUUAUGUUAUCGAACAGCAAUAUUACUGAGGAUUUUAACUUGGUGAUUUUUAACCUGAAUACAGUGUAAAUUGGCAAGUUCCUCACAGGAACUGUUAGAGCCAUUUGCUAUAUUUUCUUAGGGUUUCUGUUUUCAGACAUAUUUCAGUUGUAAUUGUCCUGGUGCCACACCAGGGGGCCUGUUCUACAAAGCAAGUUCGACCUCGCGAGGUAGCCAGCAGUCUCGCUAAACGGUCUUACGACGCUGGUUAUCAACCUCCUAAGUGGAUCCAGCUUUGCUAAGAGCGUGUGCAUGCAUGUAAGGCGGAGCCCGACGCAUCUGGCCAAUCGCGAACAUGGACCGGUCCUGAGCGUCACAGCAGGCCGGAGAGCGAAGGACCGCGUACUUUACAAAUGAGGAGCAGGAGACGAUCAUGAGAAAGUAUGAAGAAUUCAAACCAACACCGUCGCCGCUUCAAAAGCACGAAAACGUGACAUGGACGAACUGUUCCAUUUACACGUGGGAAACAAGUGGACACGGAAGAUGCGUCAACUGUAUACCUGGCUAUUGUACACCUCAGUGGCUUAUGGGAUAAUUUCAGCAGGCAAAAUGAAGUCACUACAGGAGCUUUGAAUGAGAAAAUUUGGUUUAGACUAGCAUCACUAAUGCAUCCAUUCAGGUUGAGUGGAGACAUAAGAUUCAUUAGCCACUUUUUCUUUGUUUUUAACCAAUUUAAAAACACUUUUUUUCAUUCCCAGGAGCUCAGAUCGUCGGUGUUAACUGCCACUUUGACCCUGAGCACUGUGUGAAGACUGUGAAGCUGAUGAAGGAGGGGGUGGAGAAAGCCGGACUGAAGGCUCACUACAUGACCCAGCCUCUGGCUUACCACACUCCUGACUGUGGCUGCCAGGGCUUCAUCGACCUGCCUGAGUUCCCCUUCGGUACGUGGGCACACUCAAAACUCCUGCUUUUGUUUUUUUAACACAUUAAACGGUGAUACCUGAUGCAUGUGUGACAUGGUGUCCUCCUGCAGGUCUGGAGCCCAGGAUCCUGACUAGAUGGGACAUGCAGAAAUAUGCCCGUGAGGCUUACAACGCAGGCAUCCGUUACAUCGGCGGCUGCUGUGGAUUUGAGCCCUAUCACAUCCGCGCUCUGUCCGAGGAGCUGGCAACCGAGAGGGGCUUCCUGCCUCCUGGAUCUGACAAGCACGGCCUGUGGGGAAGCGGUCUGGAGAUGCACACAAAGCCUUGGGUCAGAGCCAGGUAGAGGUUUUCACAUCUCUUUAUCAUAAUCAAACUAGAUGUACCUCCACUUUGGUUAGAAAACCUAACUCUUCUCCUCCGUAGGGCUCGUCGUGAUUACUGGGAGAAGCUGAGACCUGCAUCCGGCCGCCCUUACUGCGCCUCCCAGUCCUUCCCUGAUAACUGGGGUGUCACCAAGGGCCAUGCUGACCUGAUGCAGCAGAAGGAGGCCACCUCCAAGGAGCAGAUGAAGGCUGUGUUUGAAAAGGCCGACAAGUGCGACAAAGCCCACUGAGCCUUCCUCUGAUCAGGAGGAGAUUCUGCAGGGUGACGUUCUCAACACUCCCCUCAAGUUUACAUACCAAAAAGAAGAAGGAAAAAUCAAAAUGCUGAAGUUCUAUCCUCUUUCUCUGACCAUUUCAUUCUGUCUGCAUACCGACGCUUCAUGCUAGCUUUAGGCAAAGAUAACUGUCUGCUUUAAUUUAGAUGAUCAUAAACAUUAGAAGUCACUGUGACUCAAAGAGCAGCUGUGAAUGCACACAGAUAAUGCCUCUACACUCCAAAAAAAGGGCCUGAUGUUGUCUGGCUGAAGGAAAGUGAUGUGAAACAAUAAAAGGAAACUAAAACAAAGAG
Messenger RNA from Xyrichtys novacula (pearly razorfish), 7281 nucleotides. The record is from the annotation of a GenBank genome assembly. NCBI's taxonomy places the organism in Eukaryota, Metazoa, Chordata, Actinopteri, Labriformes, Labridae.